AUGUCUGUCACCACACAGUGGUGUGAUAGGCUAACUGAUGAAAGAAUUCAACUUGCACAAAAAGCAAUGAGCAAUGCCGACAGUGGGUUGGAACGACUAGAGGGUUUUAUUUUGAAAAUUGAGGAUUUUCAUAGGUUGAUGAAUUUCCUAGAGGCCAUUCAUAGAACCACAUACAACACAGAACCAUCCAGAGACAGAGGAACAAUUUAUUAUUACAGAAACUUCCUGAAUGCAAGGAAUGUUAAAGGAGAGGUGAAAAAUUCAUAUAGAGCUUAUAAACAUCUUUAUUAUACAGUGUUUGAUGCUAUGUGCUGUGUUUUAUUUUUGAAUAAUUUUGGACUCGAUAAUGCUGAAUCUGAGAUACCUUUGCCUAAGGAUUUUGAUGGGUGGACUAAUGAGUGUAAAAUAAACUGGAUUAAUUCUGUAUGCAGAAAUCUAGUGAACAAAGCCUUUUUUGAAGAUGAUAUGUUUAUGGAGUUGAGAGAAAUCCUAACAAAUCCAGACCAUGAGGAAAAUUACUGGAUUAGCUCGCUUGAAAAUGAUAGAUUCAAAUGUCAUUUCUGUAACAGCUCGUACUCAUAUGUAGAUUCUUUAAAAGCUCAUGAAAAAAAUGAACAUGCAUUUCAACCGUCUAAGCAAAAUUCUGACAAAACGUUGAAAAAAGAAGCAUCUGAUGAAUUACAUGACUAUGUGCUUUCUCUGUUCAGACUGACUGCUUUGCAUAAAAAUCUAGAUUCAGCAGUUGAUAUGGGAGAUGGUUAUAGGGUUGUAAGAAGUGCAAAAUAUGAAACCCCCAUUUAUAAUAAAACCCAUAAAAUCAAAUAUUUCAUUGGUAGUGUUCAUUUAACUGCAAUGGUGUCUGGAACUCUGCCUGUUCAUCAGACUAAACGUCUCAUUGCCAACAGGUUUAUUAACAUAUCUGGGGGUAAAAACAGCAAUAUUUCUCUUGAUGAAUAUGUUGAAAUUCUAAAUAGGGACACCAAAAACACUUGCUCAGGAUUCCAAACAAAAGAAAGCAUUAUUAAGCAUUCAAAGGAAUUUCCGCAUUUAAUAAAUGCUGUAAAACAUGUAGAUGACAUUUGUAACAUUCGUGGCAGAAAAGGUUACCAUACACUGCCAUCAUACCGAGAUGAUGUAAAGAGAGUUGUUGCCGAUUUGCUGAGUGUUGAUGCUUUCACUGAUCAUCAGGAUCGUAAACUAGUUUGUAGAAAACUUGUCCAAGCAAACAAUCCUUUCAAAGAUUGUUACAAAGGUUUGUCAGAAAUGAUUGUAAGACACAGGCCAGUGUUGCCUUUCAGAAGGUUUAGGAACAAACAUUUGUAAACCAACUUAAAAGUAGAGCUGCUUUUCAGAAAAGUGCAUGUCUCCCACAACUGGCUAAUAAUUCAAUAGUAAGUCAGUCUUUAUAUACUGUGUACUCACUACAAAUAUACCUUUGAAGAGUAAAAAGGAUGCUUUUGGGUUAUUCAAGGGCCAUAAUUCACAAGUGCCUAAGGCAAUUUGGCUAGUUAUGAAACUUGGCUGAGGAGUUAUAGACAAACACAUUUUUUAAGUUUGGUGAAGGUCGGAUGAGAAAUGUUCGAUUUAGAGCGCAGACAAGAGUAAAAAAGGCCGAUUUUCAGUAAUUCAAGGGCCAUAAUUCCAAAGUGCCUAGGUCAGUUUGGCUAGUUAUCAAACUUGGCAGAGGACUUGUUGACAAACAGAUUUUGUUUAAGUUUGGUGAAGAUCUGUUCGUCCGUAACAUUUCAUGUCUGCUCUGUACCUCCUAAACCCUUUGAAGAAUUUUCAUGAAACUUAGAUCAAAUGAUCACCUCAUCAAGAUGUGCAGAACCCAUGAGUCAGCCAGACUGGAGGUCAGUCCCGUUUAAAUGACAUCUGCUUAAUUGGUUGUUCACAAUAAAUGAAUCAGUGAAACAUGUUAUUAAAGUAAAAUUGUACAAUGUGAAAAAAUCAGACAACUUUAUCUUUAUUGUAUUUAUUCACAUUGUACAAUUUUACGUUAAUAUGUUUCACUGAAUCAUUUAUUGAAUGAUGGAUUAAGCAAAUGUAUUUUUAAAGGGACUGACCUCCAGAUUUAGUAAGAUAUCUUUAUUUUUGGAAAUGUUUGAAAAUUUUGCAGUUGUAAAUAAACUAAAUUUGCAUUAGUCGAUAUUUUAGUAGUUUUGUUUUUCAUGUAUAAGGCUUUGUUCACUAGAUUUCUGCACACAAACUUUAAGAAUUUUUUCACUUCAGUUACAUGCUGUGUUAUUUAGUCCCCUAUUUGUUGAAACCCAUUUUCAGGGACUAUAAGAAUGCUGUUUUCCGUCAUUCCGGUCAUUCCUGCAAUUUUGUUAUUCAUGCAGGGAUAUCAAUAUUACUUGGCAAAAAUGUUUCCCAUGAUGAGAUGACGUGUCCUGUGCAAAAUCUGGACCUUGGAUCAAAGGUCAAGGUCACAAUUGCAUGUCAAAGGUCAACAGGGCUUUUUUCCUGUCCGGUCUAUAACUCUGCCACCCAUGAAGGUAUUUUAAUAUUACUAGGCACAAAUGUACCUGAUAAUAAGAUGAUGUCUCAUGUGCAAAUUUCAAACCCCUACCUCAAAGGUCAAGGUCAUACAUUGCAGUCAAAUGUUAACAUGGCAUAAACAGAGUCUGUUUCCUGUCUGGUCCAUAACUCUGUCACUCAUGAAGGGAUUUUAAUAUUACUUGGCACAAAUGUUCCCCAUAGAUUGAGAUGAUGUGUCAUGCUCCAAACCCACACCCUUUCUUUAAAGGUCAUGGUCACAAGUGGAGGUCAAAGGUCAAUAUGUUUUUGUCCUCUCUGGUCCAGAACUCUGUCAUCCCUUCAGGGAUUACAAUAUAUAUCUUGGUAUAAAUGUUUCCCAUGAAGAGGUGAUGUGUCAUGUGAAACACCAGCUUAACGGCCAUGGUCAUAAUUGGCGGUCAAAGGUCAACAGGGCUUUUUUCCUGUCCUGUUCAUAACUCUGCCAUCCAUGAAGGAAUUUUAACAUUGCUUGGGACAAAUGUUCCCAAUAAUGAGACAACAUGUCAUGCACAAAAUCCGGACUCCUAUUUAAGGUCAAGGUCACAGUUGGAGGUCAAAGGUCAAUAGCAUUUAUUUCCUGUCGGGUUCAGAAUUUUGUCAUCCAUCUAGGGAUAACAAUAUUACUUGGCAUAAAUGUUCCCCUGCAUGAGAUAAUGUGUCAUGCCCAACACCUUGGCCAUUAGCUGAAAGGUCAAGGUCACAUUUAGAGGUCAAAAUUACUGAAGGAAUGCACUAAUUAGGUCCCACAACUCUACUUUUCAUUUCUUUUUCAAAUUUAUGCCAUUUUUUCCAAGUAGCAGUCUUUGGUGAAGUUUUUUAGCUCACCAUAGCCAAAGGCUCACGGUGAGCUAUUCUGAUCACUCACCGUCCGGCAUCUGUUGUCCGUAAACUUUUACUUUAAACGACAUCUCCUCAUAAACCGCUAGGCCAAUUUCAUCUAAACUUCACAGGAAUGUUCCUUGGCUGAAGCUCUACUAAAAUUGUUCAAAGAAUUGAAUUUCAUGCAGAACUCUGGUUGCUAUGGCAACCGAAAGGAAAAUCAUUAAAAAUCUUCUUCUGAAUAACCAGAAGCCGUAGAGCUUAGAUAUUUGGUAUGAAGCAUUGCCUAGUGGACUUCUACCAAAUUUUUUCAAAUCAUGACCCCGGGGUCAAAAUUUACCCCGCCCCAGGGGCCAUUUGAUUUUACAUAGGAAAUUCUUAAAACAUCUUCUCAAAAACCAAAAGCCCUAGAGGUUAGAUAUUUGACAUUUGACAUUGCCUAAUGGACCUCUACUAAAUUUGUUCAAAUCAUGAUCCCGGGGUCAAAAUUGACCCCGCCCAAGGGGUCACUUGAUUUUACAUAGCAAAAUCUUCAAAAAAAUUCUAAAAAUAAACCAGAAUGCCUAGAGCUUAGAUAUUUCACAUGUAGCAUUGCCUAAUAGACCUCUACAAAAUUUGUUCAAAUCGUGACCCAAGGGGUCAAAUUGACCCGCCCCAUAGGGUUACUUGAUGGUACAUAGAAAAAUCUUCAAAGUUUUCUAAAAAUAAACCAGAAGGCUUAGAUCUUAGAUAUUUGACAUGUAGCAUUGCCUGGUGGACCUCUACAAAAUUUGUUCAAAUUAUGACCCCCGGGGUCAAAAUUUACCCCGCCCCAGGGGUCACUUGAUUUUACAUAGGAAAAUCUUCAAAAAAUUUCUAAAAAUAAACCAGAAGGCCUAGAGCUUAGAUAUUUGACAUGUAGCUUUGCCUAGUGGACCUCUACAAAAUUUGUCCAAUCUUGACUCCCCAGGGUCAAAUUUACCCAGCCCCAGGGAUUACCUGAUUGUACAUAGGGAAAUCUUCAUAAAUUUGCCUAGUAGACUUCUAGAAACUUUGUUCAAAUCAUGACCUCCGGGGUAAAAUUGGUCCCGCCCCAGGGGUUACUUGAUUGUUCAUCGGAAAAUCUUCCAGAAACGUUAUAAAAAUCAUCAGUUUGACAUUUGAAACAUUUAGCUCGUAUUACUCGGGUGAGCGAUCCAGGGUCAUCAUGACCCUCUUGUUUUGUAUGUAAGAUGGUAUCUAAGUAUCCACUAAUGGAAAGGGAUUUAAACUUCACACAACUUCACUUCAAUGUCAGGAUCUGACAUGCACUGUGCAUGUCCUAUAACUCUACUUUGCAUUUUUUCAAAAUGUAUGCCCCUUUUUUCACUUAACAAUUUGCAGUUAAAUUAUUAUGCUGUAUGUAAGGUGGUAUCUCAGUAUCCACUAAUGGGAAUUUGAUUAAAAUUUCACACAUUUGUCCACUGUCAUGAGCUGAUAAGGUCUGUGCAGUUUCUAUAACAUUUUUUCAAAUUUUUACAUAAUUAUGCCCCUUUUGUAUUCAUUCAAUUGACAGGACUGUUAAAGAGUCAAUUAUUGCUGUCCUCUGACAGCUCUUGUUUAUAAUUGGCCCAAAAAAUUCCAUAUGAGUAUUUGCUAUGAUGGGCAUAUAUUGUGACAUU
Molecule: messenger RNA, 4979 nt
Organism: Mercenaria mercenaria
Lineage: Eukaryota; Metazoa; Mollusca; Bivalvia; Venerida; Veneridae
Exons: 3
Coding region: 1-1323 (440 amino acids)
Source: RefSeq, a predicted model, not a curated record